UCUCUUAAAAAAAUAUUAAUAAUAAUAAAAAAUCCUAUUUCUCCGUUCACUGUCCAUAGAUAUUAAUCCGUCGCCGACCAUCUCUCUCUCUCUCUCUCUCUCUCUCUCUCUCCGAUUGCUUAAUCUCCAAAUUCACUGACAACCCCUUUCACACUGGACUUCCGAUACAAGCUGCAGCUAUUCCUAAUUCUGAUCCACUCAACCCUUUCCAUUUCUCUCUUUAUGUGAUCGGGACUACAUCGGAGUCUUUGAAAAAUGGAUCGGGCGACGAUUACUGUGGGGCCGGCCAUGGAUAUGCCGAUUAUGCACGACAGUGACCGCUAUGAUUUCGUCCGAGAUAUUGGCUCCGGGAACUUUGGGGUUGCCAGGUUGAUGAGAGACAAGCAUACUAAAGAGCUCGUUGCUGUUAAGUAUAUUGAGCGAGGCGAUAAGAUAGAUGAAAAUGUUCAGCGAGAAAUCAUCAAUCACAGGUCAUUGAGGCACCCUAACAUAGUCAGGUUCAAAGAGGUCAUCUUGACCACUACCCAUCUUGCAAUUGUAAUGGAAUAUGCUUCUGGAGGAGAGCUCUUUGAGCGUAUAAGCAAUGCAGGACGCUUUAGUGAAGAUGAGGCUCGCUUCUUCUUUCAACAACUAAUAUCGGGAGUCAGCUACUGCCAUGCGAUGCAAGUGUGUCACCGGGACUUGAAGUUGGAGAACACUUUACUAGAUGGAAGUCCAGCCCCUCGUUUGAAGAUAUGUGACUUUGGCUACUCAAAGUCAUCUGUGCUCCAUUCACAACCAAAGUCAACAGUCGGAACACCUGCAUACAUUGCUCCAGAAGUGCUAUUAAGGCAAGAAUAUGAUGGCAAGAUUGCAGAUGUGUGGUCAUGUGGAGUGACCCUCUACGUAAUGCUUGUUGGAGCCUAUCCUUUUGAGGAUCCUGAUGAACCAAAGGAUUUCCGAAAGACAAUACAAAGAAUCCUAGGCGUCCAGUAUUCCAUUCCUGAUUGUGUUCAAAUAUCUCUCGAGUGUCGCCACCUGAUAUCAAGAAUUUUUGAGGCAGAUCCUGCAACGAGAAUCACUAUUCCCGAGAUUAAGAACCAUUCCUGGUUUUUGAAGAAUCUCCCAUCGGACUUGAUGGAUGAAAACACAAUGGGAAAUCAAUUUGAAGAGCCUGAUCAACCAAUGCAGAGCCUCGAUGCAAUAAUGCAGAUAAUCGCUGAGGCCACAAUACCAGCAGUUGGUUCACAUGGCCUUAUGUGCAUGACAGAUAACCUUGACAUGGACGACGACGACGACAUGGAUGAUCUGGAUGACGAGUCUGAGCUUGAUAUAGAAAGCAGCGGUGAAAUAGUGUAUGCAAUUUGACAAUUGAUAUUGAGGUGCAGAAACGACAAAAAUUAUGGGACUUUUCUUUUGGGACUGGUUCUGACUUUCAAAGAAUUUGUUUAAGAGGGAAGAACAUUAGCUUGUUCUCAUCGCUUUGUAGAUUAUCUUUACAAGUGUUUCUUGCUGUCCCAGGUUUACCUUACCUGCACUCCUUGGACUAUGCCAUGUCAUUAAAACGCAGCUAUUAACUCGCGUUGUUGAAAAUGAUUUAAAGGCUAUGAGUUAUGAAGAAAUCAGGGUCGAUGAAAGUGCAACGCUGCCGAAAGUCAGGAGAUCUAUUCUGUUUUUCCGGCAGCCAGUUGAACUUGAUUUCACUGUUGCUUUUGACAUUGUCCUGUAUUUGUUUGUCGUUAUUUUGCAUGAAUUUGUGUACCUUGUACAAAAGUUAUGGACUCUGUUGAUUUGUCCCUUUUCCAAUGUUACUUCAUAAGUUAAGAGUCAUUAUGUUUUGACAGGAAAA
This is a messenger RNA of Cucumis melo (muskmelon), 1828 nucleotides long. RefSeq names its product serine/threonine-protein kinase SRK2I. Gene Ontology annotation, molecular function: ATP binding; protein serine/threonine kinase activity. Gene Ontology annotation, cellular component: nucleus. The record is from RefSeq and is a predicted model, not a curated record. The transcript is spliced from 9 exons. Bases 256 to 1347 code for a protein of 363 amino acids. Lineage: Eukaryota; Viridiplantae; Streptophyta; Magnoliopsida; Cucurbitales; Cucurbitaceae. Gene Ontology annotation, biological process: intracellular signal transduction; protein phosphorylation.